AUGCCUGAGCCUCGUAACAUCCACGAGCUAAAAAGCUUACAAGGGAAAUUAGCAUAUAUAAAAAGAUUUAUCUCUAACCUCGCUGCACGAUGUCAACCUUUUAGCCAAAUCAUGAAGAAGGGAGUGCCUUUCCAUUGGGAUGAAGCAUGCAAGAAGGCAUUCCAAAGUAUCAAAGACUACUUGACAAAGCCACAAAUGCUGACAGCGCCAAUUCCUGGACAUCCGUUGACGCUUUACAUCGAUGCACAAGAAUGUUCAGUUGGAGCCUUGUUAGCACAGGAAGCCAAUAAACGGAAAGAAAAUGCCCUCUACUACCUCAGUAGAAUGAUGACACCAAAUGAACUAAAUUAUUCACCGGUGGAAAAGAUAUGCUUGGCAAUCAUCUUCGCCAUAAAAAAGUUGAAGCAUUACUUCCAAGCGCACACUAUCCGGUUGUUGUUCAAAGCAAAUCCCUUAAAAUAUGUCAUGUCAAAGCCUGUCCUUUCUGAUUGGCUCGCGAGGUGGUACCUGCAGCUGCAACAAUUCAAAAUCAUUUAUGUACCACAGAAAAUUGUAAAAAGACAAAUAUUGGCUGACUUCCUUGCUGAUCAUCCCAUCCCCGCUGAGUGGGAGUUGUCUGACAACUUCCCUGAUGAAGACGCAUUUUUUUUCGAAAUCACCCCACCGUGGAAAAUGUAUUUUGACGGCUCAUCACACAAAAAUGGAGCUGGAGCCGGACUAAUAUUUGUCACAUCACAAGGAGAAGUCCUUCCAUACUCUUUUGCCUUAAAAGAAAAGUGUUCAAAUAAUGUGGCUGAGUAUCAAGCACUCAUCCUCGGCCUAAAAAUGGCGGUAGACAUCAAGCAACGCCAACUUCAAGUAUACGGGGGCUCCAAGCUGGUUGGAAAUCAAAUCACUGGAGAGUUUGAAGUGAAGAAACCAGAACUAAUGCCUUACUUAAAGUAUGCUAAGGCACUCAUUGAGUUGCUCGGGGAUGUCUCUAUUGAAUAUGUCCCGAGGAAAGGGAAUGGGCAAGCUGACGCUCUGGCUAAACUGACAUCGACUCUAUCCAUCCCGGAUCAACAGGUGUAUAUUCCGAUACGCAAAGUUUGGGUGGAUUCCUGCAAGUAUAAAGAAGAAGAAUGUGUUGAUAAAGAAGUAAAUCACCUCAUCGAGGUGUUUGAAAUUGAAGAAGAAGAAGAAGAUUGGCGGCAACCAAUAUUAGAUUUCCUAAAAUAUGACAAGCUCCCGAGUGACCCGCGCAGACGAGCAGAUAUCCGAAGAAGAGCUGCACGCUAUGCCUAA
Andrographis paniculata is the source of this 1284-nucleotide messenger RNA. RefSeq lists its product as uncharacterized. The transcript has a single exon. The record is from RefSeq and is a predicted model, not a curated record. Gene Ontology annotation, molecular function: nucleic acid binding; RNA-DNA hybrid ribonuclease activity. NCBI's taxonomy places the organism in Eukaryota, Viridiplantae, Streptophyta, Magnoliopsida, Lamiales, Acanthaceae. Bases 1 to 1284 code for a protein of 427 amino acids.